AUGGCGUCGGACCCAGCACCGUCCACGGACAAGUGGAUGAAUUUUCUGACGGAGGCGAAUCUCGACGACGACACCUACGUGCCCGGUGUGCUGCUGCCGUCGCAGCCUGCGUUAGAGCAGGUCGCGUGCAGCGCCGAGGGCGGCGGCGGCAACACGGAGGAAGGCGAAAAGACGGGUUCCAGUAGCAGGAAGAGGUCGCGGGAUGAGGGCGCGGCCACUGCUGACGUGUCAUGCAGCAAGGCCAACCGGGAGAAGAUGAGACGCGACCGACUCAACGACAGGUUCCUGGAGCUGAGCCGGUCACUGGAACCAGGGAAAGCUCCCAAGGCGGACAAGGCGAGCAUCCUGUGUGACGCGGUCCGCGUGCUCUCCCAGCUGCGCGCCGAGCGCGAGGCCCUCAAGGAGAGCAACGCGGCGCUGCAGGAGCAGAUCAAGGAGCUCAAGGUGCGAUGGGGGGCUGGCGGUCUAUGGGGGGGAGGGGUGUGCAGGGGGUUGUGCUGGGUGGGGAGGGGUUGUGGUGAUGAUGCUGCCCUCAAGGAGAGCAAUGCGGCGCUGCAGGAGCAGAUCAAGGAGCUCUCAAGGCUGAGAAGCACGAGCUCUGCUGAGAAGCACGAGUUACGCGAGGAGAAGGCUCGGCUGAAGGCCGAGAGUGAGAAGCUUCAGCAGCAUGCUGAGAAACAUGAGCUCCGUGAAGAGAAGGCCCGCCUGAAGGCGGAGAGCGAGAAACUGCAGCAGCACGUCAACGGUUCUGCUGCUAUUGAUAGUUCUCACAAGCAGCCCGUCCCCUCCCCACUCUUCCUCCCCUGUCCGUGCAGGCUGAGAAGCACGAGUUACCCGCACCCCCACGCUGCGGCCAUGCAUGCAGCUGCUGCUGCGUAUGCGGCUCAGAUGCAGCAGUGCCAGCAGAUGGCUCUCGGCACUCCCAAGGGAGCACACAUGGGAGGCAUGACCACUCCCAUGCCAGCUCCCAUGUCUGCUCCUAUGCCUACUCCCAUGACUGCUGCUGCUGUGUCGCACGCUGUGUCGCAUGCCGUGUCCCAUCCAGUGGGUCAGCCUGUGCCUCAGCCGAUGCAUCAGCCAGGGGUGUUUGCGGGCGGCCCGCCGCCCAUGGCCAUGUGGCAAUGGAUGGCGCCUACCUCAGUUGACACCUCCCAGGACCACAUGCUCCGGCCGCCUGUGGCUUAG
Closterium sp. NIES-65 is the source of this 1185-nucleotide messenger RNA. The record is from the annotation of a GenBank genome assembly. Lineage: Eukaryota; Viridiplantae; Streptophyta; Zygnematophyceae; Desmidiales; Closteriaceae.